AAAUAUCUUUUUUAUUUUUAUUUUAGAGCAUCUACAUUUAUUGCGUAGUUUUUCAAGGGAGAAUUCAUUGUGAAACUUCCGGAUUACCGAAAGGGUCAUCUGGCUAAGAUAAAACUAUGUGGGGCUGAAUCUGUUGGAUCAAUGUUCACUGCUGUUAGGAAUAGGAGUGGUCUCCAGAUGUCCACCAUUCUCCUUACUGUAAAGUUCACUUCCUCAUGUUCCUGUCCUGUUGAAGUGGACAUAGAAUCCAGCAUUCUUGAUGUGAAAUCGAUCCUGUCGAAACAACUCCAAAUUCCAGCCAAGGAAAUACAGAUAAUUCUUGCAGGAAAAAUCUUGGAGGAUAAUUCUACUAUUAAGGAUCUCUGUAUCGGUAACUGUUCAGUUCUACACGCCUUCAAACAGAACCAACCGGAGUUAGACAUUCAAGUGGGAGAAGGUGUGGCAGGAGGUGACACAGGUGCAACAGAUAACAGAAUAAGGAAAGGAGAACCAGACUACCAGUACUUUGUCUUUUGUAAGGAGUGCCAAUGUCUACGGCCAGGAAAACUGAGGGUCAGAUGUCUAUCUUGUAAGAGUGGACACAUCAUUCUGUCUAGAGAUCCUGAUAACUUUGAUGAUGUAUUAAAAAGCAGACGCAUUCAAGGCGAAUGUAAAAGUGAGCAAUGUAACAGACAACAAAGGGAAGCAAAUUUUUAUUUCAAAUGUACCGGACAUCAAAGUGAAGAAGGAGAAACAGCGGCAGUAUUAAAACAUGUUCGACCCAACAGGAAACACAGAGCUUGUGUUGUUUGUUCAGAAAUAGGAUCUCCUGUUAUGGUGUUUCCAUGUGAACGACAUCACAUAAUCUGUCUGGACUGUUUUAAAUCCUACUGCAUUGUGAGGCUGAAUGACAGAAGUUUCACAGAAGAUGAAAAUAUAGGCUACAGUCUACCUUGUCCAGUUGGUUGUCCAGAUUCGUUACUUGAAGAUGCUCAUCAUUUCAGCCUUUUAGGAAUUGAUCAGUAUGAGAGGUACAAGAGUUUUGCCACAGAGGAGUAUGUCUUACAAAAUGGAGGGGUGCUUUGCCCAGCUGUAGGGUGUGGUUCUGGAUUCAUCUUGUCUGAGGCAUUGCGAAAGGUUACCUGUCCUACCUGUCAGUAUACAUUUUGUGGGGAGUGUAAAACUCAGUACCAUGAAGAUCCAGACUGCAGGACGAUGGUGUUACAGGAAGCCUCCUCACAGAACUAUAAUGUGAGUGAGGAACAGGAGAGGAGAGCUAGAUGGGACCUGGAAUCUUUGGAGACAAUCGGACGUAUUUCUAAACCCUGUCCAAACUGUAAAACUCAAACAGAGAAAGCCGGUGGCUGUAUGCACAUGAGUUGUUCACGGUGUUAUUUUGAAUGGUGCUGGAUGUGUGAAAAAGAAUGGACAAGAGACUGUCAAGGCAACCAUUGGUUUGGAUGACACAGGACAUACAGAAUUUUUGUGCCAUGUGUUGAAUAUGGAGCUGUGACUUCUAAUUUGUACCCUCAUAAUUGUGUAUCAGUUUAGUCGAACUUACUAACAUUUCAUUCCUUUUUAAUAUCAGUAAAUGUGUAAUAAACCAAAAAUAUGAACAGUGUGUUUCCAUUUAGUGUGAAUCUAAUCCGACAUCCUGCUUUGCCAACAUUAAAUAAUAGAUUAUUGGAGUAUGUACUGUAUAUAAUGUGACAUUAUUGGUGUAAAAUAAAUUAACUCUAUUUAUUACAUGAA
Messenger RNA from Pecten maximus, 1731 nucleotides. Its product is annotated as E3 ubiquitin-protein ligase parkin-like. Gene Ontology annotation, biological process: negative regulation of protein phosphorylation; autophagy of mitochondrion; protein polyubiquitination. The transcript has 12 exons. The record is from RefSeq and is a predicted model, not a curated record. NCBI's taxonomy places the organism in Eukaryota, Metazoa, Mollusca, Bivalvia, Pectinida, Pectinidae. Gene Ontology annotation, cellular component: cytosol; mitochondrion; cytoplasm. The coding region runs from base 142 to 1443 and encodes 433 amino acids. Gene Ontology annotation, molecular function: ubiquitin conjugating enzyme binding; ubiquitin protein ligase activity; zinc ion binding.